Cryptosporidium muris RN66 is the source of this 3858-nucleotide messenger RNA. RefSeq names its product kelch motif family protein. The transcript has a single exon. NCBI's taxonomy places the organism in Eukaryota, Apicomplexa, Conoidasida, Eucoccidiorida, Cryptosporidiidae. The record is from RefSeq and is a predicted model, not a curated record. Bases 1 to 3858 code for a protein of 1285 amino acids. Gene Ontology annotation, molecular function: protein binding.
AUGGAUAUUGAUAUUACUGAAGCUAAUAUUAAUAGUAAGAAUGAUGAGAUAAAUGUUCAUUUAGAUGGGAUAAAUAUACCCAAAGUGAAGUUGGAUAAUCCUAUAGAUAUUGAAUAUAAAAGUGAGGAUUUGAAUAAGGAAUAUUGGUUUUAUACUGAUAAUAAUACUUUUACUUUGAUUGUAGAUGAGAGUAUUGCUAGAAAUAAGAUGGAUCUUCAAAAGUGUCAUAUUUUUUGUAUUCCAAGUGCACCUGAAUUUUGCAUCUAUUAUAGGGUAAAUAAUAAAUUACCGAAUAUGGAAGAUGGGAAUCAUCUUAUUGUAGGAAUAUCAUUAAAAACUGGGAGAUAUACUAGUGAACUAUGUUAUAAGGAUAUAAAGGAUAUUCUACUAAAGAAAUUGGAAUAUUGGGAGAGUAAAUUUAAAACUAGAAUGAUUGAUUAUAAUAAAUAUGAAGAAAAAAAUGUGGAGAGAGAUAAUCCUAGAAAUCAAGGUAAAUUGACAUUAUUAAGAUUACUAGAAUCAUUAAGCUCUGAUCAAUUAACAACUGCAAACCAACGCAAAGAGAUAAGAGAAGCUGUAAAUUCCUAUUUAUUUGGCGAAAUUAGCUAUAAUGAUUUUUUUAGUUUAAUAGCUGAUAUAAUAGGAGAGAAGAUUUUAUAUUCAAUUAUUUUAUAUAUGAAUUCGACAAUUUCUAAUACUCCUAAUCCAAACUAUUCUGCUAUACUGGAUUCUUAUGGUUUACAAACUAAAUUAAAUAUAUACAAUAAUAUAGAUCCUAAUCAUUUUGAUAUAUUUAUAGAAGAUAAUGCUCGAUUAUAUCCUGUUUUUUUACAUCCAAAUAAUUUUACCUGUUUAGGACAUUCUAAAGUUCAUUGUGGUGAUUACUUAUUAAUAUUUGGUGGCAUAACUUCAAAAUUUUGCUUAGGAGAUUCAUAUCCAAAAUUAUCUGAAUUUAAUGAAAUAAUAACUUUAAAUUUGGCUAAAAAUAAGUUUACUAAAAUAACAACAAAUGGUUUAAUUCCAAAAUGUAGGAUGUAUCACUCUAGUAACCUAAUAUAUACUCUUAAAGGUCCUAUGGUACUUGUAUAUGGUGGUUUACACUAUAAAGAAGAUAGUAAUUGGGAAUUUUUAGAUGAUAUUGAGUGUCUUGAUAUUGAAUCAAAAUCUUGGAUUUAUUUAGGAGAUAUUAAAAAUAAUAGUGUAGGAAAACGAAUUUUACAUACAGGUUUAGUUUAUCCUGCAUUUUCAGAUAUACCUCAAAAUAAAAGUGUAUAUUCAAAAUUUUUAGUAAUUUUUGGAGGUCUUACGAAGGAUCAAGAUAGUCAAAAUAUCAAUCCUAGAAAUGAUUUAUGGUGUUAUUCUAUUGAAAAUAAAUCCUGGCAUAGUAUAACGGUUAUAAGUGCUCCAAAUAAGAUAAAUAUUGAAAUUCCAAGUCCUCGAUUUGGUCAUAGUUGUGCUUGGGUAGAUGAUAAUACUUUUUAUAUAUAUGGAGGUGAAGGUAAAGAUAAAGAUACUUGUAGUACAAAAGAUGAUGUUGGAAUUAUAUUUAAUGAUAUUUGGUCAUUUACAUUCGUAUCUAGUAUUGAUGAUAUUGAUAAUUGCAAUAUAAAAGGAUACUGGGAAUUGAUUAAAAGUGAGAAUAAUAGUAAUCAAGUAAAUUCAUCACUCCACACAUCUAUUAUGCUAGGCAUCUAUUCAAACAACCCUAGUUAUGAAACAUCAAAUUUAAUUGGAACUUUAGAUUCAGAAAAUUUAGAGAAUUAUCGUGAGAAAAUUUUAAUUUCAUUUGGAGGGAUUAGUAAGCCGUUGAUUUCAAAAUAUCCUUUAAAUUUGAAUUUUCCAAAUAAAAGACUUAUUACUUGUUAUAAUGAAUUAUUUGAGGAAGAUUCAAAAAAUUCAUAUGUAGGUUUAAAUUUUAAAAUAUUCUUUUUAAAUUCAAAUAAAUGGUUAUUUACUAAUUUUACAAUAAAUUCUCCAUCACCAUCAGUUUCUGACAUUAUUAAUAGUGAUAAUAAUAAUAUUGAUUAUUUAAUAAAAGUUCCAAAAAUUUCAAAUCAUAUUUCUGGAAUUUGCUGUUUUUUUAAUUAUCCUUCUUUAAAUAGAAAUAUUUCAAUACCUUGUAUUUUAUAUCAUGGUGGAUCCUUUAUAAAAUCAAAUCAACUUCAGGGUCAAUCUUUUAUUUUAUCUCUAUUUGGUUAUGAACCAUUUGGUUUAAAAAAUAAUGAAGAAUCUAAUAUAAAUAUUAAUGAUUUUAUUGAGAAAGAUAAUAAUGAACAAAUUUUAAAUUCAAACAAAAUGUUGAAAAAAUAUCUGAGACCUAAUAUUAGAAAUACAAUAAAUAUUCAGACUUCUUUUUUAUCAUCAUUAUCAUCCUAUCAAAGUUGGAUAUUUGGAGCUAUAGCCCAUUUAUUUGAUAACUCAUUAUCUACUUUUGUAAAAAGUAAUAAGAUAGAACUAGCCUUUUAUACAUUUAAUUCAGAUAAUAAUCUAACUAAAUACCCUAUUUCUAUUUUAAGUGCCCAAAAUUCAAUAGAAGGAAUUAUUCAAAUAUUAAAAAAUAAGGAUAAUAUGAAAUUUAUAUUAUCUGUAACUGAUAAUGGAGUAGGUUUGAACUAUUCUACAAUGAUAAAACUUUUCCAAUUUGGAACAAGUCAUAAUAUCUCAUCUCUUGAUUUUACAAAUUCAAAUAUGAUUGACCACUUAUCUCCAAGAUGUGAUCAAUCUAAUCAAAUUAACAAUAAUUCUAAAUAUGGUACUGGUUUUAAAAUGGCACUUUCUAGAUUGGCACCGACUUGUUUAAUUAUUACACGUACAAAAAAUCUCUUGGGAGUUGGUUUAUACUCUAAAAGUCUUUUUGAAUUAAAUGAAAAUUCAAUACCUUAUAUACCAGUAUGUUUUUGGAAUUCUCAGACAUAUGAACCUUUUAUACCCAAAAAUUCUACAUUAACAGAGCACCAAGAUAAUCAAAAUAUGAUUCUCAAGUUUUCACCCUUUAAUCAACCUGCCAAUAUUGUUGAACAAUUUAAUGUCUUAGCCGGUACUGGUACGAGAUUUCUAUUUGUAGAUUUAAACAUACUUAAUCAGUACCCAAAUUUUGAAUUAAUUAGGCCUUUUUCAUAUAUUAAUAGGGAAUUAAAUAAUCAAUUUUCUCAAGAAAGCAAUUUAGAUAUAGAUAAUUCUCUUGAAGAUCAAUUAAAUCCUUUAUUCCCAUUAUGGAAUGAUGAUAAGGAUUCUAUAGAUUUUAAUUUAUAUACUUAUUUAUAUUGGCUUAACCUAAAUUGUACGCAGAGUAUAUAUUGUCAGGGUAAAUUACUCGUACCAAGUAUUCAAUAUGGCCAAACUAUGUUUAAUGGAAUAUAUGAUUUCCUUAAGAAACACUUAUUUUUGUGUGUAGAAAUAUCUUCAAUACUUGUACCAGAAAAAUUAAAUGAUGGUGCCUUUGCUCUAAUUGGUAAAUUAUGUAAUAAUAAUAAUAAUAAUAAUGAUGUAGGAAUAAAAGAAGCUGGAGUUCUGUUAUAUUAUAAAGGUCGAUUAAUUAGACGUUUAGAAGGACACUUUCCCUGUAUACAUUAUAUUAACCAAGAAAGCGCACAACAAAAUUCACAUAAAAAAGUAACUAACUUGUCGCUUGUAACAGCACUAAUUAAUGUACCAGAAUGGCUUAUACCAUCUGCAAAUAAACAGGAAUUUGUCCAUGAAGGAUCAGCUUUAUUUAAAAUUUUUCAAACAAGUACUUUUGAAUUAGUGGAGGAAUAUUUACAGCACUGUGAACAACCUAAUAAACUGCACUCAUGGAGUUUAGAAAGGAAUAGAGUUUCACAUGAUAACCCAAUUAAAAUAUCUAAGGCAUCUCAUUAA